Rotaria socialis is the source of this 970-nucleotide messenger RNA. The record is from the annotation of a GenBank genome assembly. NCBI's taxonomy places the organism in Eukaryota, Metazoa, Rotifera, Eurotatoria, Philodinida, Philodinidae.
AUGAGUAGUAAUGAAAACGCACUAAAAUUGGAUUCGUUCGUUUCCUUGAGCUAUCGCCGAUCUGUUCCUGAAAGUUCAUUCUUUACAAAUACUUAUUCCAACACUCUUACUCAAUAUCAUAGUGCUCCGUAUGUAGGCAAAAGUAAUUGGGAUGUCUCACAACUUCAAUCGGUAGGCUUGAUUUCAACGACUAGAAACAGUGUAUGCAAUCAACCAGAAAUACAUUCACUCAAUGAUUCAUCUCUUGAACAAAACUCAUGGAAUGAACAACAGUAUCAAUCGUCCAAUAAUCUAAUUAGAAGAACUAGUAACUGGGAUCCAAUAGAAUUUUCAUCGUCUACUAAUGAUUUCCACCGGAAAAGUGUAUGGGAUGAAGCAUGGAUCCAUUCUGACAAUAUCUCAUCUACUAGACAAAGCUUCGAGCAUAAUGACUUAAACAGAAAUCGAACUGACUCGAAUAACGCAACGCUGAAAUUAGAUAAAACAAAAGAAAUAGAAGUGUCAAACCCUGGAAUUAAUAGCGUGGAAUUAGAUCAAAAGUUGGCAACUAUAGGUAAAGGCUCUGGUAAAAAAAUAAUUGGCUUCUACAUUAUUGUUACAUGGUUAUUCAUGAGUAUAGUACUGGGUACCAUUCUCGGAAUCUUUAUUCACGCAACAACCGAGGCUCCAACAAGCACACAAACAACUACAACAAUGACUUCAGCAACCACAAGCACUACAACAACAACCAGCACUACAAGUACGAGCACUAGUACAAGUACAACAAGCACUAUUAGUACUACCACCGUAACCACAACAACAAGUACGUAAAAAUUGCUUUAGUAAUAAAAGGAUACUCAUACUCUACAGACUUGUCGGGUUCGCAUAAAAUCACUUGUUGAGUUUAGUAUACUUAGUCGAUGUGACUUCCAAUAGCUACGCAGUCAAUUAAUUUCUAAUAAGAAUUUUCUAAUUUUGAUUACAAACGGAA